Molecule: messenger RNA, 1086 nt
Organism: Aspergillus puulaauensis
Lineage: Eukaryota; Fungi; Ascomycota; Eurotiomycetes; Eurotiales; Aspergillaceae
Exons: 3
Coding region: 1-1086 (361 amino acids)
Biological process (GO): L-valine catabolic process
Cellular component (GO): mitochondrion
Molecular function (GO): 3-hydroxyisobutyrate dehydrogenase activity; NAD binding; NADP binding
Source: RefSeq, a predicted model, not a curated record
AUGAGUGUAUCGCGAGCUUUCGUCCUUGCGCGGAGGGGCACUGUUCCCAGGUCAUGCCACUCACCUGCACAGCUUUCACGAUUUACAAAGGCCUUUUCGACCAGUCUACGCCGAGAUGAUACCUGGGGAUUUAUUGGGCUGGGCCAGAUGGGCUACAACAUGGCCAAGAAUUUACACGCAAAGAUUCCCCCGACGGAUACACUCCUGAUUCGCGAUGUGAAUGAAGAAUCAACAAACCGUUUUCUUCAAGAGGCUAGCGAGGCUGCGAAGGGUACUGGAGCUAAUGUUACUACCCGACCCAAAGUUGAAGUUGCGGAUAGUGCUAGAGAUCUUGCGGAGAAGUCGAGCGUGAUCAUAACCAGUCUUCCGGAGCCCCAGCAUGUCAAGGAUGUUUUCCAUUCCAUGCUUCGUCAAGGGACAUUGCCGGCACUGGACAAGGAGCGAGUGUUUAUUGAUACAUCGACAAUUGAUCCGGCUUCCAGCAAGGAGGUCGCAAACUCAAUUCAUACAACUCAGCAAGGACGAUUUGUCGAUGCACCAGUUUCUGGCGGCGUUGUGGGAGCCCGCGCCGGUACCCUCUCUUUCAUGUUUGGAGCGUCGUCUCAAACAGGAGAACUUGUGGACCGUGUCAAAGCCAUUCUGCUUCUCAUGGGAAAAAAGGCGUGGCAUAUGGGUGAAGCCGGAACGGGCGUCUCGGCUAAGCUCGCCAACAACUACAUUCUAGCGAUUAACAACAUUGCGACGGCGGAGGCUAUGAACCUUGGGAUGCGCUGGGGUCUUAACCCCAAAGCCCUAGCGGAACUGGUCAGUGCUUCCACAGGUCGGUGCUGGCCAAUGGACGUGAACAACCCCGUCCCCGGUGUCGUUGAGGGGGCACCCGCGUCGCGCGACUACGAGGGCGGAUUCGGGGUCAGUCUUAUGAACAAGGACUUGCGGCUUGCUCUUACUGCUGCGAAGGAGUCUGGCUCUCCUCUGGCACUUGCUGAGGUGGCGCAGAUCAUCUACAGCGUAGUGGAAUCGGAGCAUCGGGGCAAAGACUUUUCUGUGGUGUACAAAUGGCUGCAGGAUCAGUCACAACCGCAAUGA